UCCCGUCCAGGCCCCGCCCCCACGCAGUCCGCGGGCCGCGGGAAGACGCGGGUGUAGUCACGCCAAGCUAGCCUGCGUCUCUUCUCCUGAGAAUCACGACACCCAGGAGGACCUGCGGGGGUCCGGCGCCUCGCGCCGUAGGAACGCCUGCCUGUCCGCCUGCCUCCGGGGCCUGGCGCCGGAGCCCCGCCCCCGCCGCCUCCGCGCGCCGAUUUCUGGCCGUCUCGUGCCCGCGCGCGCACCCGCGGAAGCCUGAGUCUGGCGGGCCGGGCCGCUCGCUGCAGACGAAGGCCGAGCAGCUGAGGUGCAAGGGGAGGAGCCGCCGCCGCCGCCGGAGAGCAGCAUGUCUGCAACUCGGGCCAAGAAAGUGAAGAUGGCCACCAAAUCCUGCCCCGAGUGCGACCAACAGGUUCCUGUUGCGUGUAAAUCAUGUCCUUGUGGCUAUAUAUUUAUUAGCAGAAAACUACUUAAUGCAAAACACCCAGAGAAAUCACUACCUUCUACUGAAAACAAGCAUGAGGCCAAGAGGAGGCGAACAGAGAGAGUUAGGCGAGAGAAGAUAAAUUCUGCAGUAAAUAAGGAUUUAGAAAACAGAAAGAGGUCUCGAAGUAACAGCCAUUCAGAUCAUAUCAGACGAGGAAGAGGAAGACCUAAAAGUGCAUCUGCAAAAAAACAUGAGGAAGAAAGAGAUAAACAGGAAAAGGAAAUUGACAUCUAUGCUAACCUCUCUGAUGAAAAGGCUUUCGUGUUUUCAGUUGCCUUGGCAGAAAUAAAUAGAAAAAUUAUCAAUCAAAGACUUAUUCUCUGAUACUUGUGUGCAAAAUGUGUUGAAACUUUCUUCAGGAUUACAUCAGCAAAUUCCAAGCAGUUACAGACUCUCAGGAGCAUCCUGACUGCAUCAAUAAGGGCCUUUUUUUGUUUGUUUGUUUUUUCUUUCCUUUUUAUCACUUAACCUGUGCCACACUUCCACACUUUGACAGCAAAGCUAUAUAUGCUUGGACUAUUCUAGUAUUUCCUCAUUUACAAGAAGUAUUGUCAGUGUUUUGUGUUUGGGAUAUAAAUAAUUAGAUUUACACACACACACACACAAAAGCAAAAACAAAAACAAAAAAACCCUUCCCAAACAAGCAUACUCUGAAUGACUGUUAAAGGAUUAAAAAAGGGUGGGUGGGGGUGGGGUGGUGAGAGAAGAGUUAUGGGUGGGAGUAGAAGUAUGAAAAAUAUAAAAUGUUUGAUAGUCCUUAGGUUUACCACCAGAGAUGCAAUAUUUUAAAUACUUUCAGAAAGAGUGAUUUUUAGAAAUAUAUAUUUCAGAUUUUCAGCAGUUACAGAUGGCAUAUAUACAAAUACAGUCCAUUUACUUUUAAUAAAUUGGCAAUUAAUGUUUUAUUGAAUGGGGAAUUAAGAAUAUGAACUAUAAAUUUUGUCUUGAUUUUUUUUCUUGGUCUUUAUUUUUAAACUUAAGGUAUGUGUUAGAUUUUGGAAGAUACUUUCUAGACAUUUUGGAAGCUUGGGUGCUAUAUGAAGGAAAGCAUUUAAGAAUAUAUGUUUAGAUACUAACACCUUGUUUUCUUGAAUGUAAUUUAUUUAUUGGUUAAAAAGUCUCUGCUUUCAAGAUGGUGCCUGUUUAAUCAAAAUAUAUUUAUUACAUGCAAAAUAUUUCUUAGUGACUUUUAAGCAAGUGUAUAUCUGACUGGGUGUUUUUAUCUGAAUGGAUGUUCAUUUAUACAUCCUGAUGAUUAUUUAAAUUGUUAUGUAACCUCACUCUGGAAGAAAAAUAAAACUUCAUAUUGAAACCAGUAGAUUAAAUACUGUAGUAUAAGUUUUUGUUGUAAUAAAGUGUGUAAUAUAUUUAAAAACUUAA
Messenger RNA from Erinaceus europaeus (western European hedgehog), 1864 nucleotides. It is a transcript of the gene HDIP1, whose product is annotated as chromosome 2 C16orf87 homolog. The coding region runs from base 344 to 808 and encodes 154 amino acids. The record is from RefSeq and is a predicted model, not a curated record. NCBI's taxonomy places the organism in Eukaryota, Metazoa, Chordata, Mammalia, Eulipotyphla, Erinaceidae. The transcript is spliced from 4 exons.